AUGAAUGGCAAGCCUGGCCAACUGUUCGGUGAAGAGGGAUCAUGGGUGAAACAUGGGACUGGGAUCGCUCGCGACGCUGUAACCUCUUCUACAUACAUACAGUACGGUAGCCUCGUCGCCGCCUCCGCGCCGCCUCGGAAUUUCGAUGGCAUGACUUCUGCUCGCAAGACUACUUGGAACUGGAAAGUGGAAAGUGGAGAUACUUUUCCGGCAUCUUUCGGGUCGUGCCUCGUCCCUUGUCCAUCUCCCCCGCAUGUGCCCGACUCCGACUCCUCUUUCGUCUUCUACACCGGUAGCUAUCGAUCUUGCGGAGAGGAGAAGGAUCCUAACGUUGCGGAAUUGCUCGGUGCGAGAUUAUGCCUUGGAGUCCGAGAUGGUAAGACGAGAAUACAGAAUGCUUUGGAGAAGGCUGGGAAAACUCGAGAUCACGCACAACUGCAUGUCCCGAUCUGGAACCCGAAUGAUGCUGUCUGUCAGCAGAGCUUUGAAGAUCGGUCCGGGAGAAUACCACCAUCUGACCGUAUGACCAUCAUUAGCAUGACCUGUUGCGUCAUUGGGAUACUCAAUCGAAUGGAUGUGUCGAGAGAGGAAGUUGGUGUUGGAUCCACAUCACAUGCUUCAGAAGCGUUGAAGGACAACCAUGACUGCACCUGGCUCUACUGGUAA
Messenger RNA from Pseudocercospora fijiensis CIRAD86, 666 nucleotides. RefSeq lists its product as uncharacterized. The record is from RefSeq and is a predicted model, not a curated record. The coding region runs from base 1 to 666 and encodes 221 amino acids. NCBI's taxonomy places the organism in Eukaryota, Fungi, Ascomycota, Dothideomycetes, Mycosphaerellales, Mycosphaerellaceae. The transcript has 10 exons.